UGACGUCGCUACGUCAAUUGGUUGUCCGAUCGAGUUACGUUUAGCCAUAUAAACGAUGUAGUGGAAUGUGGUUUUCAUUUGUUUCCUGUCGAUUAUUCUUCAGCGUCAACAAUGAUUAACACUUGUUGAGAAUGCGUCAUAUUCCAGAAUGAGAUAACACCAUGAUAACAAUAGUUUUUAUCGGUUUCCCCAGUUUGCAUUGCUCAUGCAAUUGAGCGUGUAAUUUGAGGUAGAUUGAAAUUUCACCGCUAUAUUCAAUAUUUUGUAUAAAUUUUGUAUAAAUUGAAAAAAGGAAGCUCGACUGCGUUAACAUAUGUAUCGUGCAGACAUGUCUUUUCGCGUGGUACGCACAAGCAAGUUUCGCCACGUGUACGGAACCCCCCUGAAACGUGAACAAUGUUACGAUAAUAUUAGAGUGUCCAAAUCGUCGUGGGACUCUACGUUUUGUGCCGUAAAUCCGAAAUUUCUCGCCAUUAUCGUAGAAUCGGCGGGUGGCGGUGCCUUCAUAGUCUUGCCGCACAAUAAGGUAGGAAGAAUAUCAGCAGACUAUCCUCUAGUAGGUGGACACAAAGGACCUGUAUUAGAUAUUGCAUGGUGUCCUCAUAAUGAUAACGUCAUAGCUUCUGGUUCCGAAGAUUGUGUUGUCAAAGUAUGGCAGAUACCUGAUGGGGGUAUUUCUAGAACGUUGACUGAAUCGAUAGUAGAUCUACAAUUGCAUCAACGCAGAGUUGGUUUAGUGCUAUGGCAUCCAUCUGCAUUGAAUGUGUUGCUCACAGCUGGCUCGGACAAUCUUGUUAUUAUUUGGAAUGUGGGUACAGGAGAAGCUUUAGUCCGCAUUGAUUGUCAUCCAGAUGUGGUUUAUUCCGCAUGUUGGAACUGGGAUGGAUCUCGAUUAGUUACUACUUGUAAAGAUAAAAAGAUUAGAAUUUUGGAUCCACGAUCGGGUGAAGUGUUAGAAGAAGCUAUAGCGCAUGAAGGAAGCAAAGCUACUCGUGCCAUCUUCCUUAGGGGUGGCUUGAUCUUUACGACUGGUUUCAGUAAAAUGUCGGAAAGACAAUAUUCAUUACGUGCUCCCGAUAUGUUGGGCGAGCCUAUAGUUAUGGUAGAAUUAGACACGAGUAACGGAGUUAUGUUCCCUCUGUACGAUCCCGAUACAAAUUUAGUAUACUUGUGCGGCAAGGGUGAUUCUGUGAUCCGAUAUUUUGAAAUUACACCCGAACCGCCAUUUGUUCACUAUAUCAAUACUUUUCAAACUCCCGAUCCUCAACGAGGUAUAGGAAUGAUGCCAAAACGAGGCUGUGACGUUAAUAGCUGUGAAAUAACAAGAUUCUAUCGAUUAAACAAUUCAGGUUUUUGCCAAGUAGUAUCUAUGACAGUGCCGAGAAAGUCUGAGCUCUUCCAAGAAGAUCUAUAUCCCGAUACUGCUGGUGAUACCGCUGCCAUUUCGGCGGAAGAAUGGGAGUCCGGUACCGAUGCAGAGCCUGUAUUGAUAUCUCUCAGGGACGGCUAUCAGCCAUCCGCAUCUAAGAAUGAACUUAAAGUACAAAAGAAAUCUAAUAUAUUGAAUAAAGGCGCCAAAGUUGCGUCUAACGCUGCACAAAAUACCACGCAAGUUUCGCCAGGAGCUUGUGAGGAAUUGUUGAAGGAAUGCAGAGAAGAAAUAAGAAAAUUGAAAGCCGUAAUUGUAAAACACGAAGGAAGGAUACGAGUCUUGGAAUCAGCGGUCGCUCUUCAAAUGAAGGAAGAAGCGAGAAAAGAGAAAUCAGCUUCUCCCGAUGGCAAAGAAGCACUCGCUUCCGAUGAAGUGUAAAUCUUCGACAAAGUUCCGACGUGAUGUUUAUUUCUAAUUGGAACGUACUUCUCUCUUAUUAGGAUCACUAAUAUUGUGUAAUAAGAAUGAUCGUAUAUUUUGAUAUAACAACUUGUGUAAAUAGUAGGUUUUAGCGUAUACUGCGUGUGUCUUGAUUCUCUCUCUCCAACGAUUUUUGCUAUUUAUUGUACAUCUAAUCAUCGUACAUUCUCUGCAUUUGUAUUAUGUUUACAUGUUACUAUUAUAUAUAUAUUCGGAAAGUUUGUGCGGUUUUUACAGUAUUUUUUAUGUUUCCAACUUUGUCAGAUGUUUGUAAAUAGUACUUUUGGAAACAUUUUAAAUGUCGGAUAACUUUCUAAGUGUAACGUGGAUUUUCAUUUAUCACAGCUAUAAUUUGAUCGUCAUCAGUAAUGGAUAGUCUAUUCGAGUUUUUCUCAUUGUUGUGAUAUUCAAAUUUCCAACUUUAAAUUUGAUAAAUUACUUUUGAACAACUUUCUUCCAGCUAGCAUGUCUUCCUCAUAUACAGUACAUAUUAUCCUUUUUGUCGGUUGAGUAGCAUUUUUGGAAAUAAAAAAAACAAUAAAUAACGAUACAAUUUUACAAAAGAAGUAGAAAUAAAUUUGUUAAAACAAUAUUUUUUUAAGUUAAAAUGGAUUUAUCUUUUAUUGCGUAUAAAUCAAAUGGUUAUUUGCAGCAAAGCUGAUGUCACAUUGAGAUUUAUUUGCUUUUUCUUCUAUAUCUAAAAACCGCACAUCUUUCCGGAUAUUCUUAUAUAUGUAUACACAACAUACGUGUACACAUACAUAUAGAUAUAUUUUAUAGAUGUUAAUCAUACAUGACAGUGUAUGUUUCUAGAGUUAAGUUUUUGAUCCAUAUAAUGAUAUAGAAUACGAAACUUAUGUACAUGAAUCUUUGUACGAAUAAUGAUUUGUGAUGUACGCGAGUGCCUAACUUGUACAGAUAUUUGCUGUUGAAUAACAAAGAGUAUUAUUUUGUUUCAACACAUUGUGUAUAUAUAUACAGGGUGCGUCAGCUAAAUCUGGACAAAAUUAAAUUAGAAUUCCUUGCUACGUGUGAAUUUAGGAACAAAUGAUUGUUAAUGUUCGCGUUAGUCAAAUGUUUGUGUAAAACGUGUAUAACCUUUAAAAUGUCCGAGUCAAUAAAAUCAAGUGCGGAAUACAAUCGAA
This is a messenger RNA of Linepithema humile (Argentine ant), 2997 nucleotides long. NCBI's taxonomy places the organism in Eukaryota, Metazoa, Arthropoda, Insecta, Hymenoptera, Formicidae. The record is from RefSeq and is a predicted model, not a curated record.